AUGGCGCUCAACUUGGACGAUCUGAUCGGCUCAAUGCAGAAUGGCUUUUCAGCCGGAGAUCGCGGUUCGGAUCUGGUGGCCAUGAGGGAAGAGCUGCGGCGGACAUUAGGCGAGCACGCUCUUGGUCCUGGCGGUAGCGGUAGAGGUGGACAUGCCGGGGAUGGUAGCGGAGGUAGUAUGGAUAUGGACUACGCGGAGAGCAGUAGCGCGAUUGGCAGGAGCGCGGGUGGGAAUGCGCAGCACUCUCACACUCUUACGGCUGCGUUGGAUGAUGGUGAUGAUGUGAUGGGCAUGGAAGGUGUGGACACGCCAAACGGAGGUGCUCACGAGCAUCAACAGCCGCACUCUCAUUAUCAACAUAAUCAUCCAUCAUCUAAUGGAAGUGCAGCUGGCGCUGCACACUCUUCAGGAUCGUACAUGUAUGGAUACGGCGCGCCCGGCCGAGUCGGCGGUAGCUACCCUGCAUACGAGCAUGGCACAGCGGGCAUGUCAUCUGCUUCUUCACCAGGUAUGCGCAUUCCCAGCUCGAGCACUGCUCAUCGUGCCUUUGGCUUUGGUCAUACCAGCUCCAAUGGGUCAUACAGUAGGGCAGCAGCAGGAGGACAUCCAUCCACGUCCGGCACCGGUACGGGGCGGCACAGCAUGACAAAGAUGGGCGCAUCUCCAGCAUCCGCAUCCACAACCAACUAUUCGCCCCAUUCCUUGGCUGCCUUUUCACCCUUUCCAGCAACAUCGCUAGCUUCCAGCGUGGCCACUUCUACAUCCACUUCCACACAUCACGAUCAUGGUUUUAGUCCGGGAUCGAAUAUGACGAGCGAGAGUGCAAUGUCUAUUGCUAGUCCUGGACCUGCUCAUGCGCCUGCCAACACGCCUCAGCAGACGCCGGUAGAGAGUCGAGGGGGACAUAUGCGCCGUCCAUCGGCAUCAGCGCAGCAAGACAUGACGUGUUCAAGCGCAGAAGGUCGAGACGGGUCAUAUGGACACUUCGCUGCCAUCGAUGAUUCUUCGCCCAAUCCUUAUCCAAGAUGGAGAUCUGCAUCAACGCUUCAACAAAAUGGACAGACGCACACUCUGGACGAAUCAGCUCUGCACGAUAAGCUCGUCGCUUCGGCCGCUGCGAGCGCGAGCGCGAGCGCGAGUGCGAAUAUGGGUGCGGGUGCGCAGAGCAACACGGCAGCGCCUACUCCUCCGCGUAGUCCGGGAUAUCAAGCAAGAAGAUCCGUCGUUGGUUUUCAACCGCCGCCCUCUUUUCCUGCUUGA
Molecule: messenger RNA, 1260 nt
Organism: Ceraceosorus bombacis
Lineage: Eukaryota; Fungi; Basidiomycota; Exobasidiomycetes; Ceraceosorales; Ceraceosoraceae
Source: the annotation of a GenBank genome assembly